This is a messenger RNA of Brettanomyces bruxellensis, 900 nucleotides long. RefSeq lists its product as uncharacterized. The transcript has a single exon. NCBI's taxonomy places the organism in Eukaryota, Fungi, Ascomycota, Pichiomycetes, Pichiales, Pichiaceae. Bases 1 to 900 code for a protein of 299 amino acids. The record is from RefSeq and is a predicted model, not a curated record.
AUGGCACUCAAAAUAUUUGUUACUGGAGCUACUGGUACAAUCGGUUCUGUUACCGUUGACAGAUUACUCGAAAAUGGAAUCGAUGUUCUUGGUUUGGCAAGAUCCGAGGACUCGGCCGCUAAGUUAAAAGCUAAACAUUGCCAGGUUUUAAGAGGUAGCUUGGAGGAUCUAGCAGUUCUUAGGAAAGGAGCAUCUGAAUGUGAUGGGGUGAUCCAUCUUGCCUUCGUUCACGAUUUCGCUAAUUUCAACAAAUCAGUGGAAAUUGACAGAAAUGCAAGCAGUGCAAUGAUGGAUUCAUUAAGAGGUACUGGAAAGCCAUUCAUCAGCAUCAGUGGAACUUUAAUGUUGGAGGAAAAGAAUCGUUCUUAUGUGGAUGAAGACAGUCCAUUUGCCCAAUCUCCUGGCUUUUCUUUGAGAGCAGAGAAUGAAAAGUUGGUUCUUUCUUACGCUACUGAAGAUGUAAAAUCGAUGUCUGUAAGAUUUCCUCCAACAGUGCAUGGAGUUGGUGAUACUGUUGGUUUUAUUCCAACCCUCGUUGCUGCUUCUAAAAAAGCUGGUUUUGCAAUGUACAUUGAUCAAGGUGAAAAUUGCUGGCCUGCUGUUAAUUUGCAAGAUGCUGCUGACUUCUUACGAUUAGCCAUUUUGCAUGGUACGGCAGGAAAGCCAUACAACUGUGUCGGAGAAUCUGGCAUCCCAACUAAAGCUAUUGCCGAGGCCAUUGGUAAAAAAUACAAUCUCCCGGUGAAAUCUAUUACUAAAGAAGAAUCAUUCAAGUAUCUUGGUUUUUUGGCUACUAUUCUUGCGGCUAAUAAUGUUACAAGGGCAGAAAAGUCCAAAAAGGAGCUUGAAUGGACCCCUUCACAUUCUACGUUAUUGGAGGAUAUCGCUAGUUAUUAUUAA